Molecule: messenger RNA, 671 nt
Organism: Carya illinoinensis
Lineage: Eukaryota; Viridiplantae; Streptophyta; Magnoliopsida; Fagales; Juglandaceae
Exons: 3
Coding region: 1-450 (149 amino acids)
Source: RefSeq, a predicted model, not a curated record
AUGAAGCCUAAUUAUAUGAGCUCUGGAGAUAGUGGGACUCACCCGAAGGUUCAAUUUCCAAGCUUCGCCUCCAUAGUUUUUAUAAACGAAAUUCGUACACCCUUCCCCUGCUUCUUGUGUUCUAUAAGCUCCUACCAGGGUUUUGAUUCAAGGUGUUGGGGAAGAGAGAUCAAGAUGGGGUUUAUAAUGGAGUUUGCUGAGAAUUUGGUACUAAGGUUAAUGGAGGACCCUAAGGAGAGGGAUAGGAAGUUCAGGGAGCACGUGUAUGCAGUGAAGGAUCGGUGCAACAAGACCAAGGAGAUGUGGAGCUAUCCUCUCCGUCCCUACGGUUUCUGGACCUUCGAUCGCCACAACUCUCAGCUGAAGUGGGAUGCUCAGAUUAGCCAGGUGCCUGGCCGAAGGGACCCCUAUGAUGACCUCCUUCAGCACAGCCAUGAUACCCCGAAAUGAACAAGUGAGAAAUCUAUUUAUGCCAUCUGCGAAGUGAAUUAAAGCUUUUCUGAAGGAAAUGGCGAGAAACUUAAGCUUGUUGUUCUAUUGAAUUUUCGUUCCAUGUAUUGUGCAGGGGUAUCGGUUGGUUUGUAGCACUUGUUUUCAUGACUCAUCCAUGACUUUGAAUAAGCAUUCAUAUAACUCUAGUUUUAUGAAAGACGCUCAUUUGGAAUGCUUUA